AUGACUCCGCUGUUAGUUGUUUGUGUUGUUGUUGGCGUUCUUGUCCUGCUAUAAAUACUUACACACACGUCCACUCUUCCUCGCCAUCCCCUGUCCUCCUCCUCCUCCUCCUAUAUUAUAUUAUCAUCAUAUAUUUAUACAUAAACACAGUCUUCAUAUUCUCAAUCACACAAUCACAAUGGGCGGCGAUCUCAAGGCCAAGUUUCUGGAGGUCUACUCUGUUCUCAAAUCCGAAUUGCUGAGCGACCCUGCCUUCGAAUUCACCGAUGAUUCUCGCCUCUGGGUCGAAAGGAUGCUAGACUACAAUGUGCCUGGAGGGAAGCUGAAUCGGGGGCUUUCUGUUAUUGACAGCUACAAACUGUUGAAAGGACAAGAACUUGAUGAUGACGAAAUUUUCCUUUCAAGCGCACUUGGUUGGUGUAUUGAAUGGCUUCAAGCUUACUUUCUUGUGCUUGAUGACAUUAUGGAUGGCUCGCACACACGCAGAGGUCAACCUUGUUGGUUCAGAGUGCCCAAGGUUGGUAUGAUUGCUGUCAAUGAUGGCAUUUUGCUUCGCAACCAUAUCCCAAGGAUUCUAAAGAAACAUUUUCGGCAAAAACCUUACUAUGUGGACCUGUUGGAUCUAUUUAAUGAGGUGGAGUUCCAGACAGCUUGUGGACAGAUGAUAGAUCUGAUCACCACCCUUGUAGGAGAGAAAGACUUGUCUAAGUAUUCAUUGCCUAUUCACCGCCGGAUUGUGCAGUACAAAACAGCUUACUACUCAUUUUAUCUUCCAGUGGCCUGCGCGCUUCUUAUGGCUGGUGAAGAUCUUGAGAAACAUACUAAUGUGAAGGACAUACUUAUUGAAAUGGGAACGUAUUUUCAAGUGCAGGACGAUUACCUGGAUUGCUUUGGUGCACCAGAGGUAAUUGGGAAGAUUGGAACAGAUAUCGAAGAUUUCAAGUGCUCCUGGUUGGUUGUAAAAGCACUUGAACUUUCUAAUGAGGAACAGAAGAAGUUUCUAUAUGAAAACUAUGGAAAGGAGGAUCCAGCCUCUGUAGCUAAAGUGAAAGAGCUAUACAAUACUCUCAAGCUUGAGGAUGUAUUCGCAGAGUAUGAGAGCAAAAGCUAUGAAAAGUUGAUCAACUUCAUUGAAGCUCAUCCAAACACAUCUGUGCAAGCAGUGUUAAAAUCAUUUUUGGGAAAGAUAUACAAGAGGCAAAAAUAAGAGAUGGUCUCGUAGCCACCCGGUCAGAUCAAUAGUGUCAGAAGUCCCUGUGUUGUGAUGCUUUCUAUUGUCAUUGUUAUGGGCAUCCCAUAUUUAUAUCAGUUGUCGUCUUUUUCAGUGUAUUGCAAGUCAAGAUGUAUUGUAACAAUACAUUUGUUUUUCCUGUUAUUUAACUUUUACAACUAGACUAGAUUAUUUUGCUUGGACA
Molecule: messenger RNA, 1415 nt
Organism: Daucus carota subsp. sativus
Lineage: Eukaryota; Viridiplantae; Streptophyta; Magnoliopsida; Apiales; Apiaceae
Product: farnesyl pyrophosphate synthase
Exons: 12
Coding region: 179-1207 (342 amino acids)
Biological process (GO): trans, trans-farnesyl diphosphate biosynthetic process
Cellular component (GO): cytoplasm
Molecular function (GO): dimethylallyltranstransferase activity; (2E,6E)-farnesyl diphosphate synthase activity
Source: RefSeq, a predicted model, not a curated record